GCAGGUGCAGGAAAUCAGAAUUUUGAGCUGUUUUUUGCAUUUCUGAAGAAAUAUUGAAAGAAAAUUUGAUAUUGAAGUUCCAGUCACCCUUCCCCUUCCUGCCCCCAGGCCGUGCCCCCUUCCCACGUGCAGGCAGCAGCUCUGAAGGGGUUUGUGCUGUGUGACAGGAAACAUCUCCUUGGUUAAAGCAGUUCACGUCUUCAGGGUUGUCCUUGCUUCUCAGAGCUGAGCUGGACUCAUUUUUAAAGCAAUAACCUAAUUGCUUGUGCUAAUUAGCAGAGCAGUGCAGAAUUGAGGUCAGCUUUUCUUUGCUGUCCCUUUGUGCUCCCGUUCCAGCAUUUCCCACUUGCUGCACUUCCUCUUCCCAGGCUCUCAGGAUGCCACCCUUGCUUGGAUGCGGAUGUUUUCCUGCUACCUCAACUCCCCUGACCCAUUUUUGCCCUCCCGCACCACCAGGAAAGACAAAAAUGUGCCCAAAUUCCCAUUCUGCUGGAGAGAUCCUGGCCUGGAGAGGUUCUUCCCACACCAACACAACCUGGCUGUUCCAGCUGACCCAAAAGAAAGGUUUUUCAUCUUCCUGGACAGGAAAACCUUGAAACUGUGGGAAGAAGUUGAAGCUCAGGUUAAUACUUCAGCCAAGAGGAGAAUGGUGUUUUUAAGGAAAAAUCAAAAGUGCAGAGCUCUCAUCCUGAGCUUUGGAUUCUGAUCCUGAGCCCUGGGAUUCUGCAGAUCCAGGAAUUCUGGAAAUUCUCUCUGGAGUGGUGGUCAUAACCAGCAAGGACACGGUGCAGCACCAGGGAAUCUCCUUAACCAUGGAGGGCUCAGUGAAUCUGCAGCUCAGUGCCAAAAAUGUGGGGGUGUUUGAGGCCUUCUGCAACACUGCCAAGCCUAUCCAGAUUAUCAACAGCACCAUUGAGAUGGUGAAACCAGGGAAGCUCCCCAGUGGCAAGACAGAAAUUCCCUUUGAAUUCCCGCUGCAAAUGAAGGGCAACAAGGUUCUGUAUGAGACAUACCAUGGAGUCUUUGUCAACAUCCAGUACACCCUGCGUUGUGACAUGAGACGUUCCCUGCUGGCAAAGGACCUGACCAAGACCUGUGAGUUCAUUGUCCACUCCCUGUCACAGAAAGGGAAGCUGCUGCCGAGCCCUGUGGACUUCACCAUUACUCCUGAAACUCUGCAAAAUGUUAAAGAGAGAGCCUCCCUGCCCAAAUUCCUGAUCAGAGGGCACCUGAACUCCACCAACUGUGUGAUCACGCAGCCGCUGACGGGGGAGCUGGUGGUGGAGAGCGCCGAGGCGGCCGUCAAGAGCAUCGAGCUGCAGCUCGUGCGUGUGGAGACCUGUGGGUGUGCUGAGGGCUAUGCCAGGGAUGCCACGGAGAUCCAGAACAUCCAGAUCGCCGACGGCGACGUCUGCAGGGGCCUGCCCAUCCCCAUCCACAUGGUGUUCCCCAGGCUCUUCACCUGCCCCACCCUGGAAACGACCAACUUCAAAGUGGGAUUAUUUUGUGUCUUGUACAAAGCACAUGGAAACAACUGCACUGAAGCAGCAAACUUACAGCACUGUCCUGCUUCCUCCAUCUGGCUUUAGGUGCAGCUCCAGCCUUGCCCCAGGGCUGCAGGUUCGGCUGGGAGGGGUUUUUACUGCUGGAGGUGUUGGGGGCGAUUCCAUCCAUGGGCGCUUCCCUGGCCCGUGCUGGGGGAGCAGGGCCUGGGGAAUGCAGGGCUCUGCCUGCUGGAGGGGCCUGCACAGAGCAGAAAGGAGCUGUGUUCUGGGGCUGGGCUGCCCCAUCUCCCACGGCAGGAGCAGGAGCAGCUGCAGCCCCAGUACCUUGAGCUGCUGGUCCAGGAUCAGAUCCGUGGCCCUGCUGAGGAUUUCAUCGGGGCUCAGGCUGCUCCCGUUCCUCCUCUGCACCUUCACGAUGGAGCCCAUGAGCUCUGAGCUGCAGGGACAGGAGAGGCAGGGUCAGGGGGGCCCUGGAGAGCACUGCAGGAUCAAAGGCAGCAGCUUCCCCAAGGAUCUGCUCCCAGUGACCCUCGGGAUCCAGGAUGAAACCCUGAACAACCACCACGAUUAUGGAAUGGGAAAGACCUGAAAGCUCAUCCCAUGCCACCCCUGCCAUGGCAGGGACACCUCCCAGUGUCCAGCCUGGCCUUGGGCACUGCCAGAGAUCCAGGGCUGGAAUUCCAUGCCAGCCCUGCCCACCCUGCCAGGGAACAAUUCCCAAGGUCCCCUCCAGCCCUGCCCUGUGGCAGUUUAAACCAUUCCCCUUGUCCUGUCACUCCAUCCCUUGUCAGCAGAACAAAAUCAGUUCUUGCUGCCCUUCAUCCCUGGCUGCUGAGCCCUUGUUUCACAGCACUCCUCCCACCCAGUACCUGCUGCAGUUUGGGAAGAUACUCUGGAGCUGGGCUAAAACAUUUUCAAUUCUUUUUGGAAGCUUUUUGUUUGUUGGAAUUCUGGAAGGCCUCGGCUGCAGAGCUGAGGGAUCCUGGUGGGUCUGGUUGGGCUGGACAUGCUGGGAGUUACUUCCAGAAGUGCCUGAUGGGCAGGAGGGUGAGACUUUAGUGGAAUGUGACCCCUCUGGAGCUUUGGGCUGUGCUUUCCCAGGUGCAGGAGAAGCCUCAGAGGUGGCAGGGGCUGCCUUGGCUCCGGUCUGUGCUUGCAGAGGAGGCUGGGCUGGAGCUUUUCCAUCGGAGCUGGAAAAUGCAGGGAGGGCACAGGGGAGUGCAGGUGCUGAGGAAUAGGUGACAAUGGCAGGGUCACACACUGGAGCUCUGCCUGGCAUUGUCUAGGAAACAAACACAUUUCACAGGAAACAGUGAUUAAAACAGAUUCAGCAUUUGCAGUGGGAAUUGGGGCAGGUUUGGCCGUGCCCAGGAUCUCAAAGGUGACACCAGCUUAUCUCAAAAACUCCCUGGCAUCAGGGCAGUUGUUUGAUCUCAUGGUUAUUGCUCUUCUAAAGGGGCAAUCUGGUCUUACUGCAGAAAAAAUAAAUUCCAAAUGCAGAACAAGAGGCACAAAAGUUGCUCUUUCCCAGAAAA
Agelaius phoeniceus (red-winged blackbird) is the source of this 3040-nucleotide messenger RNA. NCBI's taxonomy places the organism in Eukaryota, Metazoa, Chordata, Aves, Passeriformes, Icteridae. The record is from RefSeq and is a predicted model, not a curated record.